Molecule: messenger RNA, 561 nt
Organism: Penicillium malachiteum
Lineage: Eukaryota; Fungi; Ascomycota; Eurotiomycetes; Eurotiales; Aspergillaceae
Product: putative AP-3 adaptor complex subunit sigma
Exons: 2
Coding region: 1-561 (186 amino acids)
Biological process (GO): protein transport; vesicle-mediated transport
Cellular component (GO): intracellular membrane-bounded organelle
Source: RefSeq, a predicted model, not a curated record
AUGAUUAACGCGGUGCUCGUAUUCAAUAACAAUGGCCAACCACGGCUGACAAAGUUCUAUACUCAACUGGAUACUCAAACACAGCAAUCUCUCAUUGCGCAAAUCUACAGACUGGUAGCACAGCGACCUGCAAGCGCUUGCAAUUUCCUCCCUCUUCUUCCUCCUCUUCUCUCAUCGCAGGGUGCCAGCUCCUCGGCCAAUGGACCCUCUGAUGCGCCUACGCAGAUCACCUACCGCACCUAUGCCACCCUCUCAUUCAUUAUGAUCUCUACAUCUAUGGAGUCACCACUCGCGCUGAUUGACUUGAUCCAAGUCUUCGUGGAGGCACUGGAUCGUAUGUUUGAGAACGUUUGCGAGCUAGACCUUAUCUUUGGUUACGAGACGAUGCAUGCAGUCCUGAGCGAGAUGAUUGUUGGUGGCGUUGUGGUUGAAACCAACAUUGAUAAAAUUGUUGCAGGAGUGCGUAGUCAAGAGGGUACUACAGGGAAGAGGAAGGCUGUUCAAGCAGCGAGCACUAGCCUUGGGCGAGGGGCUCUACCAAGCCUGGGAGCAUGGCGGUGA